Molecule: messenger RNA, 1473 nt
Organism: Blumeria graminis f. sp. triticale
Lineage: Eukaryota; Fungi; Ascomycota; Leotiomycetes; Helotiales; Erysiphaceae
Source: the annotation of a GenBank genome assembly
AUGCAAUCCACCCUAAACUCUUUCCCAGAAUCUGUUUCAAUGCCGGCUUCUCUUCCAACUGGGAAAUCAGAAUAUCCUCACAAGUUCGCUGUAGCUUCAGAACUAUCUAUCAAUGAAUCGGCUUGCCUUGCAUCUUUAUCAGUAGCCUGCCUCGCAAUAAUAGCAAAUGCAUUCUGUAGCGAUGGAAAGCCUCUUGUCGCGUCUCUCGCAUUUAGUGGACUUGCAUUUUCUAUGUCUUUCUCAAUGAUACGAUGGCUAGGCCCCACAUUCGUUCAGGCGGGUCUGAAAGGAAAGGACAUGUCUAAAUUACGCCCGAAAGAACUCCCUGAGACAAUGGGUGCAGUUUGUGCUGUUGUCUAUCUCUUGGUAGUGAUUGUCUUCAUACCAUUACCAUUUUACAAAGAUAUUGUAGCUGCUACGUCAGGAGGAGGAAAUCGUGACAUCGUGGUUGAGCUAGAACUCGAGAGUGUACACACUGGAAGACUUUUACACAAGUUCCCACACAGCAAACUAGCUUCUUAUCUAUCAGCCAUUCUGUCACUCCAAUCAGUUUCCAUUUUAGGAUUCUGUGAUGAUCUUUUCAACAUCAGGUGGCGACACAAGUUCUUCAUACCUGGUAUCGCCAGCAUACCAAUGCUCAUAGUCUACUUUGUAGAUUUCGGGGUUACUCAAAUUGUUGUUCCAAUACCAUUUCGGCCAUACCUAGGGGGCCUCUAUGACCUCGGCGUAUUUUACUACAUUUAUAUGUUCGCUGUGGCUAUAUUUUGUCCAAACAGCAUAAAUAUACUAGCUGGAAUAAAUGGUAUCGAAGUUUCGCAAUCCUUGGUUAUAGCUCUCUUGUUGGUACUAAAUGACUGCCUCUACCUGCUAGUGCCAUAUCAACAUCCUGCAACAGAUUCCCAUCUAUUCUCGCUCUAUAUAAUCUUACCCUUUGUUGGGGUCUCAUUGGCGCUAUGGUGGCACAAUAGGUACCCAUCUCGCGUUUUUGUUGGCGAUACCUACUGCUACUUUGCUGGUAUGGUGUUCGUCGUCGUUGGUGUUCUAGGCCACUUCUCCAAAACCCUUCUCUUGCUAUUUAUUCCGCAGAUUUUCAACUUUAUCUACUCGGUUCCCCAGCUUUUUCACAUCGUUCCAUGCCCACGUCAUCGCCUCCCGCGUUUUAACGCCCUCACAGGACUUAUGGAGUUUUCAGUGGUCAAGUGGGAGCGUGCCCCUUCUGCACCAAUCACGAUAAUGGUAAAGCUUCUCCAUAAUUUUCAUCUGGUACAUAUAAAUACCGACAGCAAUGGAGUAAUCACUCAAAGUUCGAAUUUUACACUGUUAAACUUGUGGUUAUUCUGGUUCGGACCAAAGAGAGAAGAUAAACUGACAAGAGAAAUAAUACUCCUUCAGUGUCUAAUUGGGUUAAUGGGACUAUUCGUAAGGCACAACUGCGCUUUGUUGAUAUUUGAAUCAGACAAUCUGGGAGUAUAA